Molecule: messenger RNA, 1053 nt
Organism: Fusarium coffeatum
Lineage: Eukaryota; Fungi; Ascomycota; Sordariomycetes; Hypocreales; Nectriaceae
Exons: 4
Coding region: 1-1053 (350 amino acids)
Source: RefSeq, a predicted model, not a curated record
AUGGCACCUAGAAUCUUCAUCACUGGAACGACCGGUUAUGUUGGCGGCACUGCCUUCGACAUCAUAUAUGAGGCACACCCAGAUUACGACUAUACACUUUACGUCCGCAACGAAGAGCGUGCCAAACCUAUCGCAGAAAAAUUUCCCGAUGUUAAGUUUGUCUAUGGCGAUCUUGAUAGCGUUGAAGUAAUUGAGAAAGCAGCUUCUGAAGCUGAUGUUGUUGUCCAUACUGCAGAUUCAGCAGAUGCGCCUGGAGCAGCCAAAGCCAUCGCAGCGGGUCUUGCCUCUAGUCAUACAGCUGAGAACCCAGGAUACUACAUCCAUCUCUCAGGCGCAGGUAUCCUGACCUGGUAUGAUCUCAGAAACAAGCGCUACGGAGAACCGCCUCUUCCUGAUCAGAAGUACAACGAUAUCACAGAUAUUCAGCGCAUACUUGACCUACCAGAUGAAGCCGUCCACAAAGAUGUGGAAAACAUCCUUCAGAGUAUUGGCUCACCCGCUGUCAAAUAUCUUAUGGUAUCACCUCCCGUCAUCUACGGACCUGGCAGAGGCUUAAUCCACAAAGACAGCUUCGCAAUCUCGGAAAUAGUCCGCGCAACUCUCGACCUCGGAUACACCCCCAUCGUUGGAGCUGGAAAGGCGAAAUGGGAUAAUGUCCAUGUCCAAGACCUUGCACAGCUCAUCGCCAAUGCCGUUGACGCAUCACAAGCGCCGUCCAAGAAUGAAGACGAUUCUGAAGUCUGGGGUAAGAAGGGAUAUUACUUCGUCACCACGGGAGAACAUCAGUGGUAUGACGUAGCCACUUGGAUUGCAGAGGAGGCUCAUCGCCAGGGAUAUAUCCCCGAGUUCAAGACCAAGCAUGUCACUAUGGAGGAAGUGAUCGAUCGAGGAUACAAGGCGGGUAUAGCAUGGGGCAUUAAUUCCAAGAGUGAGGCUGAGAGGGGAAGGAAGUAUUUGGGAUGGGAGGCCAAGGGGGCAUCGUUGAAGGAGACGAUUGCUGGAUCAGUGGCUGCUGAGGCUGAGGCUCUCGGCGUGAAGCCCAAGUACAAGUGA